GAGCUAUACAUCAGGUGCAGGACAGAGUGCUUCAUUCAGCACCGAGCCAUCAGGGUAUGGCUUUUCAGCUCAUGUCUACCUGAAGUUUAUGCCACACUUUCUUCUAUGGCCACAGAAAGCACCGAGGACCCAGCAGCCCCAUGGAUGAGCACAGACCCCCAUCCCAGGAGAAUACCAUGCGCUGAAGACUGCCCUGAGCCUCAGAGAAAGCAGCACAUGACAGCAGCAGCGUGGGUGCGGAGGGCUCUGCCCGGCACCUACCGACAGCUCUCGCCUGCAGGUUUGGAGCCUCAAAGCCAAAGAAAGCCAUCCGCGUGCUGUUCUCGGGCGGCCCUCUGUAUCUACCUUCUGCUGCUGACGGCUGGCCAGGGGCUACUGACGUACAAAGUGUUUAAGAUGCAGAGGGAGAUAUUGAAACUCCAAGAGAAAAAUACCUCCUAUAAAGAAGAGAUUCUAGAAAGCUCCUUUGCCAACAAACAGCUUUCAGAGAGAAACUUUGCAGUGGAACACAUGAGACAUGAAGAAAACUGGAGGAGAAGCCUAGAAGAGGAAAUCACCAUAGUUAAGAACAGCAAUGCAAACCUGAUGAUGAUGGUGAACAACAUCACCCUGGUUGCAGGGCCUCCUGGACACAGAGGAGAACCUGGUCCCCCAGGGCUACGGGGACCACCGGGGACAAAGGGAGAACAAGGAAUACAAGGCUUACAGGGACUGCCAGGUGCAAAGGGGAGCAAAGGAGAUGCUGGUCCUGCCGGCCAAACUGGUGAACCAGGAGUAAGAGGAGAAAAAGGAGAAAAGGGUCUUGCAGGUCUCCAAGGAGAGAAAGGCGAAAAAGGCAAGAAGGGAGAGCCUGGACCCCAUGGACCCAUGGGUCCUCAGGGACGACAGGGAGUUCCAGGAGUGCCAGGUUUCAAUGGUAGCACAGGGGAGCCUGGACGUCCUGGGCAGAAAGGGGAGACAGGCGAAACUGGACGGCCUGGACCAGCGGGAAGUCCUGGCUUUGAGGGCAGACCUGGUCAGAAAGGGGAGAAGGGAGACCGCGGGCCCAGUGGUAAUCCAGGAACACCAGGCACUGCAGGACUCAAAGGUGAAAAGGGAGACAAAGGAGUAGCAGGUCUUCCAGGACAAAAGGGAGAAAAGGGAGACCAGGGCCUGGCAGGCAGACAAGGCCUAAUUGGUCAAAAAGGAAGCAAGGGUGAUUACGGCAGUCAGGGUCCAAAAGGAGUACCUGGAGAAAAAGGAGACAAGGGAGACCGUGGAUCAUCUGGUUCCCCAGGAAUGAAAGGGAGCAAAGGUGAAAAGGGAGAAGUGUCAGGCAACUUCAAUCAAUUUAUACGAAUCGCGGGAGGAGGCAAGAGGGGCCGUGUGGAAAUCUUUCACCAAGGGUUGUGGGGAACAAUAUGUGAUGAUGGCUGGGGCAUCCAAGAUGCCAAUGUGGUGUGCCGAAUGCUGGGAUACAACCGCGCAGUCUCCAGCUUCACAGCAACAGCAGGUGCUGGAAAAAUUUGGCUUGAUGAUGUGAAUUGCAGAGGGCACGAAUAUUCGAUUUUUGACUGUGAAAAGCCUGACUGGGGUGUGAACAACUGCUCCCACAGUGAGGAUGCUGGGGUGGAGUGUGUUUGAUGCGACACAGAUGCGGCUCUGGGAGCAACUGCCUGCAUCGACCCUCUAUGGGGCUCUUGUUCAUAACGCGAACCCAAUUUCAUCAAGCUGUGCUUAUAGUCUCUUCACCAGGUCGUAACAAUAUUGACAGACAAAGCUGAAUUUUCCAUAAAUCCAAUAAUGGUUGCAAGACCCAUAGAUAACCUGAAAUGUCCUAGUUGUUGCAAACCACCAGAGUUCAGGCAUGUGAGCCAGUUCACAGCUUUUCCAGCAGCCUGACAUCAGCUCAUAGCUCAUAUAUGUCUGACCUCCAAGUCCACAGGGGAGGAGAGUUGGUCCCCUUUAGCUCAAUGCAGUAAGUGUACAGAAUCAAGCACGUACUGCAGCUGAGCUGGCCUGGUCCACCUUUGUCACUGUUGUGAGUCUGAGCCUAAAACUCCUGGUGAAAUGAAUACACCCAAGACAGGAGAUGCUCAGAAUUCAUCAGAUGAUCUCUCUGGCAUGCAAAUAUAAAUGUUCUCCAGAAAGGAGGUUGAUCACAGGUUAAAAUGUGCAAAUAAGUGUCUGAGAUCUAAGUGCCAUACUAUCCUGGCUUAGCACAGAACUUGGUUUUGACCUUGGUCAAAUACCCUGCAUUCUCUUUCAGCUUUUCCUAACCUGUUUUCAGGAGCAAUACUCUUUUCUUUAUCUGGUGUAUAAAGCUAAGCUUUUCAUACUUUUAGAAACUACAAGCUCCAGUAAAACAAAGAGACAAUGAAUAAAAGCAAUAAUCGGGAAGCAUCAGCUAAUUAAAUUUUCAGGGCAAAAAUAUGGCUCUAAAUCAAAGAUUUCUACCUUGACUGAAAGUCUUACAUAAAUCUGAGAGAAUAUCUGAAGGGUUUCUAUUUCUUAAGGCCUGAGUAUUUCCCCUUUACGACCAGCACUGGGCAUUCAGCAGGUGACAAGCAACCUGCAUCCAUGUAGCCGGGCACAUCACAACAAUCUGCUUGCAGGCAUUGUCUUUAAAAUGUCAGCAAUGUAAAUGACCCCACAUCUUUGCCUUCAUGUGAGUCAUAACUGCAUGUGUCUACACAGCUUCAAAACUUGUUCUUAGUGCUUAGAAAUCUAGAUAAGAGUGGAAAAAAUAAGCGGUGCUGGUACCAAUAGAAGGCAAUGGGGCAUCCAGGGCCACUGUGAGUGAGAAGACCCAGCGGUGUGCUGGGUCUGAUAGUGCAGUCUGCAACAAAGCUCAUCAUCAUUUUGAACCAGAGGAAAUGUUUUUUACUAGCAGGAUGCUAAGUUUUGACACUUGGGCUAACACAGCUUUCUGCAGGGCUUCCACAAACAGUGCCAAGCCUGUCUGGGUUUCCUUUGUCUUUUCUUGUGGGGCAGUAUGUCAAUAAAGCAUUUCCACUGUUAGGAAAUAAAGAGUUUACAAGCUG
Messenger RNA from Cuculus canorus (common cuckoo), 3023 nucleotides. It is a transcript of the gene MARCO, whose product is annotated as macrophage receptor with collagenous structure. Bases 106 to 1623 code for a protein of 505 amino acids. Gene Ontology annotation, cellular component: membrane. NCBI's taxonomy places the organism in Eukaryota, Metazoa, Chordata, Aves, Cuculiformes, Cuculidae. The record is from RefSeq and is a predicted model, not a curated record. The transcript has 15 exons.